Helicoverpa armigera (cotton bollworm) is the source of this 1434-nucleotide messenger RNA. Its product is annotated as protein PRRC1. Bases 185 to 1288 code for a protein of 367 amino acids. NCBI's taxonomy places the organism in Eukaryota, Metazoa, Arthropoda, Insecta, Lepidoptera, Noctuidae. Gene Ontology annotation, cellular component: cytoplasm. Gene Ontology annotation, biological process: activation of protein kinase A activity. The record is from RefSeq and is a predicted model, not a curated record. The transcript has 10 exons. Gene Ontology annotation, molecular function: protein kinase A regulatory subunit binding.
ACAUUAGUUGUAAUAUGUUUUUCUGAAAAACCAGCAUCUGCAUCAAAAAAAAUAUCAAAAUUCAAUCAUAAGCAUCUUUAGAAACGCGACGUUACUUUUCUUUUAUCAGCUCAGCUGUCAAAUCGUAAAUAUCCACGAAAUUGUUUUGUUAUUGUGAAGAAGUGAUAGGUGAUAGUGGAAGAAAAUGAGUGGGGUGGAAAAGAAGAAGAUUCCGCAGCCGCCAGCGCCUGCUGUUGCCCCCGGCAACCUGUUGUCCAGCGUGGCACCUCCUUCGCAGCUGCCUAACUUCGUUACUGCAAGCCCCAUUGUGCCCACCGUUGAGGUACCCCCAGCAGUUGGUCAGCCUGUACCAGUCCCAGUUCCAGUGCAGCCUAUAAUAGUGCAGGCCAGAGAUGAACCACCGCCGCAACCUGAAGAUACUGAGAAAUUCAGCCCAGCUAUUCCGUUGAGCAAGGGUGAACCGCUGAUGUCUAUCAGGUCACCUGAAGACUCGCAGGCCACACAAUCACCAGAUUCUUUGCCAGACUCAACCCCAGAAAUUGACAAACUUGGUGAUAUAAUGCCCGGUAGUGGACUGUUUACGUGGAUGAAGGGCGCUGUCUCCACUGGAGGCAUACUACAGCGGGUGGCGGAGAAGGCAAAGAGUUCUGUUGACUCCAUGAUCACCACGCUUGACCCUCAGAUGAAGGAGUAUCUUAGAAGUGGAGGCGAUCUCUUAGUGGUUGUUGCAUCAGAUAAAGAAGUUAAGAUAUCACCAGUCAGAGAAGCAUUUCAGACAGUAUUUGGCAAAGCUAAUGUAGUUGGCUACGCAGCACAGAGUGACGUCACAGCGGAACAGCCGGUUGGCUACGCGGCGGCUUACGCGGCGGCUAAACAGAGGAUCGCGCAUAUACGCUCCGAACAUGGAGAGCUGAACAAUAAUGUACCUGUUGUCGCUGUUGAAGGGUUCUUACAUGAGUCUGUUACUGACAGAUGGUACGACAUGUCCCUACUCAUCUUAUCCCAGCCGUCCUUAGGCAUAGAGCUACAGCUGCAGUCACAAGGCACCCCCGUGCCCUGCGCCGCCGUGGCCGCCGCCCGCGCCGCCACGCCCACAGACUAUGUGCACGCGCAGACCGGCUGUAGCGUCACUAUCGGCUCCAUUAUGGGGGCUAGUCUACAGGUACCACACAAUGAAUGGCAAGAGGCAUCGACCGGUGUAUCAAGACGGGAGCUCUUACACUUGGCGGCUCGCUCGCUGGCCGGCUCAUACAAACAACUGCUAGCCGUGUCUGCCAACGAGGCGUAGGACAGACGAACUUAUGUACAGGACACGAGAAGUGUUAAGAAUCUAAUAAAAUAUAUCGUAAAGUAUACCUACUUAUAUAAAUAUAAUAAUUAUUAUUAUUCAUAGUUAAGUGUUAUACAAAUAAAUUUUAUUUGGGGCCAAAUGUG